ACCACGUGUUUUCCCGCCGGGAAGCCUCUGAGCGCGGGCGAUUUGGAGCUCAGUGGGCGGGGAGAGGGCAGUUGGGCCAUGUCUUCCCCCUCGGAAGGGUCGGCCUGGCCCCAGAGCCUUGGCCCGUUGAAAAAAGUGGAUGACUUGUUGCGUUGUGGGAUAUGCUUUGACUAUUUCAACAUUGCAAUGAUCAUUCCCCAGUGUUCACAUAACUAUUGUUCUCUCUGCAUCCGCAAGUCCCUGUCCUAUAAAGCUCAGUGUCCUACGUGCUGCAUGGCAGCUACAGGACCUGACCUGAAAAAUAACAGGAUAUUGGAUGAACUUGUGCAGACUUUCACUUCUGCAAGACAGCGGUUGUUCCAGGUGGUCCUGGAUUCGGCAUCUGUUCCUCCUCCAGUACUAUCUCCUAAGAAAGCUUCCAUCCAAAGCCGUAUUACGAAUUCCCUUGUUGGUUUUGCUUUAGAGCAUGAGAAGCCAUUUACAGAUACCAUUUUAGACAAAGGAAACAUUUGCACAUCUAAAAGGCUUUUAAAACAAUCUGAAAAUGAGAGUGCAAAGAUCAAAAUAAAGCAGGAAAAGAGUCCAUAUUUUUCUAAAGGUGGCCAUGGGACAGUUGGCCAAGUGGCAGAAAGUACAAGUCCCGUAGAAGGCACCAUGAAUCCUGAAAUACCUUCCACAUCUGCAACAAAUGUUGUACCAAAGGUGGAGUGUCCUGUUUGUGGUGUUGCUGUGCAAGAAAUGCUAAUAAAUAAGCACCUUGACAACUGCUUGACACGAGAUGAGAAGAAAGAGAGUCUCCGAAGUGGUGGACACACAAAGAAGUUCUUGCCUAAAGUGGUGUACAAUUUGCUUUCUGAUCGUGAUCUGAAGAAAAAGAUGAAGGAAUAUGGACUUUCAACCCAGGGAACAAAGCAGCAGCUAAUUAAAAGACAUCAAGAGUUCGUGCACAUGUAUAAUUCACAGUGUGAUUCCUUAAAUCCCAAAUCAGUGGCUGAAAUAGUAAAAGAGCUGGAAAAUACUGAGAAGACUCGAGUUCAGCUUGAAUCAAGUACAUCUAGGGGAGGAAUCAUGACAUUUACAAAGAACCAGACGGAGAAUGAAAUAGAUGAAAUUCAUAGCAAUUAUCGGAAGAAACACAAAGCAGAAUUUCAACUUUUAAUUGACCAAAUGAAUAAGCAAAAGAAACAUGCAAGUAAAAAGAAUAUAAAAGAAGAACUAAAAGAGAAAGAAACAACCACUAAAGAACUACCUGUAGAGACUAGAGAAAAAAUGGGUGUUGAAGAAGAACAAACAGACUGGGCCCCCAUUACAGAUCACUCACUCAAAACAGCAACUCUAGACUGUGGAAGAAGCAAAUGCCUGGAUUUGUCUGAUGUUGGAGGAAUGGCCUCUGCUUCUUCUUUUCAGUCCUCUGGAUCCUCAGUCAGAGCCUGCUGUAACCAUCUUGCAGUUGCAUAUAACAGCUCAAGUUCAGACAUCAUAAGGGAUUUGGAAAUUUCUGGGAUGUGUUCGGACUCAUCGGAUAACAACAGUUUCCCAGAUAAGAACACCACCAAGCAAAAAUCACGACACCCCAGAAGCAGCCCAGUCUUUCCCCAGAGUAAGCGAAGGAAAAAAUAGCUAAAGUAUAACAUACUAUAUCGUGUGAUGGAAAUUUCUAAGCUCUUUUUACUUCCUCAGAACUCUUUGGCUUUAAGCAUUCCAAUUCUAAAUAUAUUUAGUUGAAAAUAAGUUUCAUUGAUAGCAAUGAAAAUUACUCCUAGUAAAACAUGCUCUUUUUAUUUAAAGUACUGAAACAAAUGGAUCUGUAUUGUAUAAAAUAUUUAAAUAUUUAAAUCAUUCCUAUUAAAGUUGUUUUCAAACAAUAUUGGUAUUUUAGCUUUUAGAGCAGGCAAGGACAAACUUUGGCCCUCCAGGUGCUUUGGACUUCAACUCCUACAAUUCCCAACAGCUGGUAAACUGGCUGGGAUUUCUGUGAGCCAAAGUCUAAAGCACCUGGUGGGUUGAAGUUUGCACAUGUCUGUUUUAGAACGUGUUAAUCUAGGUAGCCCCCCCCCCCCCCAUCCCACUGCUUUUCAUUUGCCUCCCUUCCAACCAUCACUGCUUUUGAUGCCUAAUAGUGAUGGUGUUGGCUUUCGGCUAUAUAUUCAGGCUUAUGACUUACUGAGGAAGCCUUUACGGGUGACCAUUACUUUAUUAUACACACUAACAAAAGAUAUCCUAUUCACAAAGAGUUUUAAGGGAGGCAAAAUAUAGCUCAGUAUUUUUAUAUAGAGAUAGUGGCACUUUGCAGGCCUUCUGUUUCACCUGGAGUAAAUUGCAUUCUCAAAAUACAACUGCGUGCUUCCUGUUUUAUUCUUAAAAUGGCAUGACCUUCAUAAACUCAGCAGAAAAUAUUGUGCAUUCUUAGGAAAUAGAAUUAAUCAACAAUGGCAAAUGAAAUCAUCCCAGUGCCUUGUAAGUAUUUUCAAAUACUGCCAGUAAGGAUUGUGUCCACUUGCCCAAGGCUGGGCAACUAUAGGGGUUGAUUGGGGACUCUGAAGGGUCAAUUUCCCUCAUUGUCAUCCCACUGUGGCUCAGUCCCCCUGAAUUUUCAGAAAUGGCUUCAAAAAGGUCAGCAGUAUCCCCAGGUCCUCAACAAGGUCACUAUUGGUCACUUUACAUUUUCAUGCUUGAGAAGCUAACUCCUAAAUUAGCUUUUCUCUCCAAUAGAUCACUCUUUCCCUUGCUAUGUUAACCUGAACACCACCAAAACCUGUUUCAGAGAAUGAAGAGACGCAUAUGUUUACAUUUCACUCUCAGAGUUAAUUUGCUUCAUCUAAAUUCAUGUCCUCUUAUGCAGGUUAUAUUAAUGUAAAUUACACAUGACCAAAUCAAUUUGAUAGUCCCAGCUACAGUAAAUCCACUGACUCUGGGGGAAUUUACUAAGCCAGUUCUCUCGAUACAAUAAGCCAUACCUCAUUGAAACAAAAAACUGAAUUUAAGCUAUUACAAUAGCAAUAGUAGUGUCUGCUCCUAACAUUUUGACAUAGGUGGAAACGUUGUGUUUACUCCUAUUCAUUAUUUUUCUCCUAUCACUAAUUAAUAAUGUAUUCCUUUUUACAAUUUGACAUGAUAUGGCAUCAUGUAAGCUCAAAGGCCCAACAAUUGCAUAAUUGGGCAGAGCAUGUCACUUAUCACUUUCUUCAAGUUACAGUGGCAGUUGUAGGGAUGGGUGAAAGCGGAAAUGCUUGCCUUCCAGUCAAGCUUAAACUCAGGCUUGAGUCUUGAUUUCCUAUUACCAUAGCAGAAUAUCAAACACUGUAAUAUUGAAUGUUUCAGAAAUACAUGCAUACUAAGUACCUUAAAGCAAAAAAAAAAUUGUGUAGAAAGUAAACCUGAAGAGAAUAUAACAGGAGGAAUUAGAGAUCAAGUUAUGCCCUUUAUGUAUUGUAUUGGUUUGUUUAUACCCCGCCUUUCCCCCAAAGCUGGAACUCAAAAUGGCUUGUAUCCCAUUUGUUUCAUUGUAAAGUUUUAAGCAUAUGCUUAACUUAGGAUGGAAUGUAUGUUCUUUGAAAUUACAAAGCAGAAAUGUCUCCUUUCUCCAUGGAUGCGAGACAUUCCCAUAAAGCCUUUACUUGGACUAAAAUCUGACCAUAACAUGUGAGUAACCACACAAAGAAAAUCUUGGUAGACUGUUCACAGAAAUAGCUUCUACAGUUUUCCGGGAUCCCUCCUCAUCUCACUGCUUAUCGCAUUCAGUGGAGUUCUGUGUAUUUUCAAGAAGGCUGGAAAAGCUUCUGUGGGAAAUAAAAGGAAGUCCGCUACUACCAGCCCCGUUGCAUUCAACCCAGUGACAGAUUCUGGCUUGUCACAAAUGGACAGAAUUGAAUAACCAUCACUUUGCAGUUGUAUGUUACGCUAGAGACUUACCCAAAAUGGUAAAGGACUCAGUUGUGGAAUGUUUUAAAUAUACUGAUUGAUGGAGUACUUAAGGAUAACAGAAUUUUGAUAGUUUUAUUAGUGAAUUUCAAAGUGUAUAAAAUAUGGUCAUUGUGAAUAAUAGAAUGACCACAAAAUCCCCAUGGUUUUUUGUAAAAACAGCUUUGUUUUAUAAAUAACUUUUGCUUGCAUUUUCUCACACUAGAGCACUUCGCUAGUUUUCCCCCCUAACACGGUAUGGUUAAGGAUAGGGGGGAAAUCGUUUUGCAUUUCAAUAAUGAAUCAGUUUAUUUGUAAUUCUUGAACUGAUGCAAACAGAAAUAUAUAUCAAAUUUGAGCAUACCUUUCCUUCGAUUUUCACACUUCUCCAAAAUAUGUACGCCUUGGUUGAAAUGGACAAAUCUGUGGAAAAUGCAUAUUCAUUUUUGCACAAACUUUUCAUCUGCACCCCACCCUUUAAAAAUUGAUACAGAAAUGGGAAGGAAAGGACAUGAAUGGGCCAAAGUUGUAGAAAUAUGAACAGGCAGAUUUAUUCAUCCUUAGGUCUAGCGUGUAUAUUUAGUAAUGAAAGGUCAUUAUAUAAUAUACUUUAUCUUAAGUCAUUUGAGACACAUUUUCCUUUUUCUUAUUAGUCUUCAAAUGCUUGAAUUUGUUGAGCUUUGCCCUGUAAAGCUCAAAAGGACUGAUUGAAAAGGGAGCUUGUAGACUUCUUUUUAGAAGCUACCCUUAAACAUCAUUUAACCCUGUUCAGUGUCAUUCCGGAAUGUGUUUCUUCUCCUGCCCCCUCAUCCAUAGUACUGUUAAAGGUCUGAAUAUCAUUAUUUUUGUCCAUUGCUUUUUCUCUUGUUAUACACUAUGUCAAAUAAAUAAGCAAUAAAGUGCAAAAUAAAACAAAUAAAUACAAAUCUUCCUUUCUUGGA
This is a messenger RNA of Anolis carolinensis (green anole), 4841 nucleotides long. It is a transcript of the gene rad18, whose product is annotated as RAD18 E3 ubiquitin protein ligase. The record is from RefSeq and is a predicted model, not a curated record. The transcript is spliced from 14 exons. Gene Ontology annotation, molecular function: single-stranded DNA binding; ubiquitin protein ligase activity. Gene Ontology annotation, cellular component: nucleus; Rad6-Rad18 complex. Bases 79 to 1620 code for a protein of 513 amino acids. NCBI's taxonomy places the organism in Eukaryota, Metazoa, Chordata, Lepidosauria, Squamata, Anolidae. Gene Ontology annotation, biological process: DNA damage tolerance; protein monoubiquitination.